CCCUCCUAACCCCUUUUUUCUGGUUCCAUCCCUAUGCAGAAUCACCGCAACCGGUUGUUGAGAUUGGCAAAGUGCUUGUCUCCUAAGGUAGUGACACUGGUUGAGCAAGAAUCAAACACCAAUAACCUCCCAUUCUUGCCGCGUUUCGUCGAGACAAUGAACUACUACUUGGCAGUUUUUGAGUCAAUUGAUGCCGCUCUUCCAAGGGAGCACAGAGAAAGGAUCAAUGUGGAGCAACAUUGCUUGGCACGAGAAGUUGUCAACUUAGUGGCAUGUGAAGGAGCAGAAAGAGUGGAACGCCAUGAGCUUCUGAAGAAGUGGAGAUCGCGUUUCGAAAUGGCUGGAUUCACACCAUAUCCAUUGAGCUCCUUUAUUAAUUGUUCAAUAAAGAAUCUUCAGGAAAGCUACCAAGGACAUUACACUCUAGAAGAGAGAGAUGGUGCUCUAUGUCUAGGGUGGAGGAAUCGUGUUCUUGUUUCCUCUUGUGCUUGGAGAUGACAAUCCAAUGACAACAACAAAACAGCAACAACAACACAGGUUUUAUCCCACUAAGUGUGAUCAGCUGUAUGAAUCACUUGAUCCAUAUUAAAGAUACAACCAGUUUUACGCUGCCGCAGGCCUAACACACAUUCCUCCUUCACUCAGGCUUAGUUGUCAUUGCAGGCUUUUAGUUAGUUUAUGUAUCAUAAUUAUAUCUCGUUCCCCAAAAUUCAUCAUGUCAUACUCAAAUUAUUCUCUAAUUUGUAACAGAGCAUAUUAAGUUUUAUUUCAUAAUGUCAGUACAAG
Lotus japonicus is the source of this 786-nucleotide messenger RNA. RefSeq names its product scarecrow-like protein 21. The transcript has a single exon. The record is from RefSeq and is a predicted model, not a curated record. Gene Ontology annotation, cellular component: nucleus. Gene Ontology annotation, biological process: regulation of DNA-templated transcription. Bases 34 to 498 code for a protein of 154 amino acids. Gene Ontology annotation, molecular function: sequence-specific DNA binding; DNA-binding transcription factor activity. NCBI's taxonomy places the organism in Eukaryota, Viridiplantae, Streptophyta, Magnoliopsida, Fabales, Fabaceae.